UCCCCUCUCCUGACGCCUCCGACUCCCGGUCUCCAAAGCCAGAAGAGGAGAUUUUGAUUCAGCAACUGUUUCCUCUUUCCCGGGUCGCUCUGACCCUCUCUGGAUACUGGGUUGAUCCACGGAAAAACCCGAAGACGUUUGGGAUUUAAUUUUUCCUCUCAGUUUUGGGAGUCUUUUACUUCUCACUUGGUCAAGAACUCAGGAGCAAAAUCCCCGUGUUGCAAUCAGUCUGGUUCCUAAGGAAGAAGAAAGCAGCCCUGGAGUGGUUUCUUGACAGUAAUUUCAACAGAAGAGUGAGAGAUGGAACCCGAAGAAGAAAGGAUUCGUUACAGUCAGAGAUUGCGUGGUACCAUGCGACGACGCUAUGAAGAUGAUGGCAUUUCAGAUGAUGAAAUUGAAGGGAAAAGAACUUUUGACUUGGAAGAGAAACUUCACACCAACAAAUAUAAUGCAAAUUUUGUUACUUUUAUGGAGGGAAAAGAUUUUAACGUAGAAUAUAUCCAGCGGGGCGGCUUAAGAGACCCUCUUAUUUUCAAGAAUUCUGAUGGACUUGGAAUAAAGAUGCCAGAUCCAGACUUCACUGUGAAUGAUGUCAAAAUGUGUGUGGGGAGUCGUCGCAUGGUGGACGUCAUGGAUGUGAACACGCAGAAAGGCAUUGAAAUGACAAUGGCUCAGUGGACACGCUACUAUGAGACCCCAGAGGAGGAGCGAGAGAAACUCUAUAAUGUCAUCAGCCUAGAGUUUAGCCACACCAGGCUGGAGAACAUGGUGCAGAGGCCCUCCACGGUGGAUUUCAUUGACUGGGUAGACAACAUGUGGCCAAGGCAUUUGAAGGAAAGUCAGACUGAAUCAACUAAUGCCAUCUUGGAAAUGCAGUACCCUAAAGUGCAGAAGUACUGUCUGAUGAGUGUUCGAGGCUGCUAUACGGACUUCCAUGUCGACUUUGGUGGUACCUCUGUCUGGUAUCACAUCCAUCAAGGGGGAAAGGUCUUCUGGCUCAUCCCCCCUACAGCCCACAACCUGGAGCUGUACGAGAAUUGGCUGCUGUCAGGGAAACAGGGAGACAUCUUUCUGGGUGACCGGGUGUCAGAUUGCCAGCGCAUUGAGCUCAAGCAGGGCUAUACCUUCGUCAUUCCCUCAGGCUGGAUUCAUGCUGUGUAUACUCCUACAGACACGUUAGUGUUUGGAGGCAAUUUUUUGCAUAGCUUCAAUAUCCCUAUGCAGUUAAAAAUAUACAACAUUGAAGAUCGGACACGGGUUCCAAAUAAGUUUCGCUAUCCAUUCUACUAUGAGAUGUGUUGGUACGUGUUGGAGCGCUAUGUGUACUGCAUAACCAACCGCUCCCACCUAACUAAGGAAUUUCAGAAAGAGUCCCUCAGCAUGGAUUUGGAGUUAAAUGGGUUGGAAUCCGGAAAUGGGGAUGAGGAAGCAGGGGAUCGAGAACCCCGGCGCUUGAGCAGUAGGCGUUCUGUCCUCACUAGCCCUGUGGCCAAUGGGGUCAACUUGGAUUAUGAUGGACUGGGCAAAACCUGCCGAAGUCUUCCAAGUCUGAAGAAAAGCUUGUCUGGAGACUCAUCAUCUGACUCUAGCCGGGGCUCCCACAAUGGCCAAGUGUGGGAUCCCCAGUGUAGUCCCCGAAAGGACAGGCAGGUGCAUCUGACCCAUUUUGAGCUCGAAGGCCUUCGCUGCCUUGUAGAUAAGUUGGAGUCUCUGCCACUGCACAAGAAAUGUGUCCCUACAGGGAUAGAAGACGAAGAUGCUCUCAUUGCUGACGUAAAGGUUCUGCUGGAGGAGCUUGCCAACAGCGAUCCUAAGUUAGCCCUCACUGGAGUCCCUAUAGUUCAGUGGCCAAAAAGGGAUAAGCUUAAAUUCCCUACCCGGCCAAAGGUGCGGGUUCCUACUAUCCCCAUCACAAAGCCUCACACUAUGAAACCAGCUCCACGGUUAACACCUGUGAGGCCAGCUGCUGCAUCCCCCAUAGUGUCUGGAGCCAGGCGGAGACGAGUACGAUGUCGAAAGUGCAAAGCCUGUGUGCAAGGAGAGUGUGGUGUUUGCCACUAUUGCAGGGACAUGAAGAAGUUUGGAGGGCCUGGUCGCAUGAAGCAGUCCUGUGUCCUCCGGCAGUGCUUGGCACCCAGACUGCCUCACUCAGUCACGUGCUCCCUCUGUGGAGAAGUGGAUCAAAAUGAGGAGACACAGGACUUUGAGAAGAAACUCAUGGAAUGUUGUAUCUGCAAUGAGAUUGUACAUCCUGGCUGCCUCCAGAUGGAUGGAGAGGGGUUGCUUAAUGAGGAAUUGCCAAAUUGCUGGGAGUGUCCAAAGUGCUACCAGGAGGACAGCUCAGAGAAAGCCCAGAAGCGGAAGAUGGAAGAGAGUGAUGAAGAAGCCGUGCAAGCCAAAGUCCUGCGGCCCCUGCGGAGCUGCGACGAGCCCCUCACGCCCCCGCCUCACUCACCCACCUCCAUGCUUCAGCUCAUUCAUGACCCGGUUUCCCCCCGGGGUAUGGUGACUCGGUCAUCCCCUGGGGCUGGCCCCAGCGACCACCACAGUGCCAGCCGCGAUGAGCGCUUCAAACGGCGGCAGUUGCUGCGGCUGCAGGCCACAGAGCGCACCAUGGUACGGGAAAAGGAGAACAACCCCAGCGGCAAAAAGGAGCUGUCUGAAGUUGAGAAAGCCAAGAUCCGGGGAUCGUACCUCACUGUCACGCUGCAGAGGCCCACCAAAGAGCUCCACGGGACAUCCAUUGUGCCCAAGCUGCAGGCCAUCACGGCCUCCUCUGCCAACCUUCGCCAUUCCCCCCGUGUGCUAGUGCAGCACUGCCCAGCCCGAACCCCCCAGCGUGGGGAUGAGGAGGGGCUGGGGGGAGAGGAGGAGGACGAGGAGGAGGAGGAGGAGGAAGAUGACAGUGCAGAGGAGGGGGGUGCGGCCAGGCUGAAUGGCCGGGGCAGUUGGGCUCAGGAUGGAGACGAAAGCUGGAUGCAGCGGGAGGUCUGGAUGUCUGUCUUCCGCUACCUCAGCCGCAGAGAACUUUGUGAAUGUAUGCGAGUGUGCAAGACGUGGUAUAAAUGGUGCUGCGACAAGAGACUUUGGACAAAAAUUGACUUGAGUAGGUGUAAGGCUAUUGUACCCCAGGCUCUCAGUGGCAUCAUCAAGAGGCAGCCAGUUAGCCUCGACCUCAGUUGGACCAACAUCUCUAAAAAACAACUAACAUGGCUCGUCAAUAGGCUGCCAGGACUAAAAGACCUCCUCCUAGCCGGCUGUUCCUGGUCUGCAGUCUCUGCCCUCAGCACCUCCAGCUGCCCCCUUCUCAGGACCCUUGAUCUUCGGUGGGCAGUAGGAAUCAAGGACCCUCAAAUUCGGGACUUGCUGACUCCACCGGCUGAUAAACCAGGUCAGGACAAUCGCAGCAAGCUCCGGAACAUGACUGACUUCCGGCUCGCAGGCCUUGACAUCACUGAUGCCACGCUUCGCCUCAUCAUUCGCCACAUGCCCCUCCUGUCUCGGCUCGACCUCAGUCACUGCAGCCACCUGACAGAUCAGUCCUCCAAUCUACUCACUGCUGUCGGGUCUUCCACUCGUUACUCCCUCACAGAGCUCAAUAUGGCAGGUUGCAAUAAGUUGACAGACCAGACCCUGAUCUACCUACGGCGCAUCGCCAAUGUCACCUUGAUCGACCUUCGAGGAUGCAAGCAGAUCACUCGAAAAGCCUGCGAGCACUUCAUCUCAGACUUGUCCAUCAACAGUCUCUACUGCCUGUCUGACGAGAAGCUGAUACAGAAGAUCAGCUAAGACACACCUGGCCCAGACUGAACAGGAAACCGAUCUUCCCCUGACUCCCCAGCCAGGAGAGCUUCUCUCCCCGACCCUGCACAGGCUCUGAAGCCAACGUCACACUCCCUCUCU
This is a messenger RNA of Miniopterus natalensis, 3903 nucleotides long. RefSeq names its product lysine demethylase 2A (gene KDM2A). Gene Ontology annotation, molecular function: protein binding; DNA binding; zinc ion binding. NCBI's taxonomy places the organism in Eukaryota, Metazoa, Chordata, Mammalia, Chiroptera, Miniopteridae. The record is from RefSeq and is a predicted model, not a curated record.